AUUACAAACCACCACUCUUCAAUCUCCAAUAACAAACCAAUAACACUCUUCCCCAUUCUCUCUUUUUUAUUAUAAUAAUAUAACAACACACUUUCUUUCAUACCAUUUUUAUAUUCCUUAAAUUAUUUCAUAAACUAUAAUUUAACUAUGACUCUCUCCCUCACCAACAUGAAACAAGUCUCAUUAUUUCUGCAAUUUUUGUCUAUUACUCAUAACCUCAAUCUUUCCAAUAAAACUUAAUCCUUCUCAUUUCUAAAGAAUUUGUACUAUAGAGUAUAAUCUGUUUCAUAGUUUGCUGCUAUAAAGGUGUGUUGAAGGCUGAAUUAUUUGCUGCGGGGAUAAGAGUAAGUUGAUUGAGUAUGAAUUCGCCGCAGUUUGUUUCGUCGAGAAGGAUGAGUGUGUAUGAUCCUAUUCAUCAGAUUAAUAUGUGGGGAGAAGGGUUUAAGAGUAACGGGAAUUUAAGCGCGUCGAUGACGUUGAUCGAUGAGGCGGAUUUGAAAUUCGAUAGUAGUCAGUCAGAGGAUGCUUCUCAUAGUAUACUUGGAACAUCUAACAAGUAUGAUCAAGAAGCGAGUAGACCGAUUGAUAAGAUACAGAGGCGUCUUGCACAAAAUCGAGAGGCUGCUCGCAAGAGCCGUUUGCGGAAAAAGGCUUAUGUGCAACAGUUAGAAUCAAGUCGUUUGAAGUUGGUGCAGUUGGAACAAGAGCUUGAACGUGUAAGACAGCAGGGAAUGUAUAUGGGUGGUGGAUUGGAUUCGAAUAAUAUGUGUUUUGUUGGACCUAUGAAUUCAGGAAUUGCAGCCUUUGAGAUGGAGUAUGGACAUUGGGUUGACGAGCAAAACCGGCAAAUCACAGAAAUGAGAAUUGCUUUAAACGCACAUAUAAGUGACAUAGAGCUCAGGAUUCUAGUCGAUGGUAUGAUGAACCACUAUACUGAAAUCUAUCGCAUGAAAUCCGCAGCGGCAAAAGCAGAUGUUUUCUAUGUGAUGUCCGGCAUGUGGAAAACAACAGCUGAAAGAUUUUUCUUGUGGAUCGGUGGCUUUCGCCCUUCUGAGCUUCUCAAGAUUCUUGGUCCAAUGAUUGAGCCCUUGACAGAGCAACAACGGUUGGAUAUUGAUAAUCUUGGACAAUCAUGUCAACAAGCGGAAGACGCCCUUUCGCAAGGCAUGGAGAAACUCCGGCAAACACUCGCAGAUAGUGUAGCAGCUGGACAAUUCAUGGAAGGAACUUAUGUUCCACAAAUGGCUUCUGCAAUGGAGAGGUUAGACGCUCUCGUAAGCUUUGUGAAUCAGGCUGACCAUCUUCGGCAGGAAACCUUACAGCAAAUGUCACGAAUACUUACAAUCCGUCAGUCAGCUAGGUGCUUGCUGGCGUUGGGAGAAUAUUUCCAACGUCUGAGGGCUUUGAGCUCACUAUGGUCUAAUCGACCCCGCGAACCAGCUUAGUCUUUGCAACAUGACUACAAUAAUGUAAAGUUUGUAAUAUGAAUCAGUGAUGUGAUGAGUAUGGUCAUUUUCAAUGGCCACGAGCGUCGAAACCGUGUAGAACGUGUGGUUUAGGCUGCUCAAAUUUUUCCUGCAGUCUUGUGUUACGCAGAAUCUGUGAAUAUGACUGCUCGGUUUACGCAUAGGAGUUUGUAAAUAAAUUAAUUUUGGGUCCAUGUAUAUUGGAUUGUUGCAAUAUAUGUUUAGAAUAUGCAAUCGAGUCUGUGUGAAAAUCGGUCUUGUAAAAUGCAUAUAAUAUGAAAGUUGUAUUUUUGAGAAAUAAAGAGUUUCUUCAUGUC
Messenger RNA from Vicia villosa (hairy vetch), 1783 nucleotides. RefSeq names its product transcription factor TGA1-like. The transcript is spliced from 10 exons. The record is from RefSeq and is a predicted model, not a curated record. Gene Ontology annotation, molecular function: DNA-binding transcription factor activity; sequence-specific DNA binding. The coding region runs from base 360 to 1445 and encodes 361 amino acids. NCBI's taxonomy places the organism in Eukaryota, Viridiplantae, Streptophyta, Magnoliopsida, Fabales, Fabaceae. Gene Ontology annotation, biological process: DNA-templated transcription; regulation of DNA-templated transcription.